Molecule: messenger RNA, 2148 nt
Organism: Xyrauchen texanus (razorback sucker)
Lineage: Eukaryota; Metazoa; Chordata; Actinopteri; Cypriniformes; Catostomidae
Gene: mkrn2
Product: makorin, ring finger protein, 2
Exons: 8
Coding region: 155-1399 (414 amino acids)
Biological process (GO): protein polyubiquitination
Molecular function (GO): ubiquitin protein ligase activity; metal ion binding
Source: RefSeq, a predicted model, not a curated record
UGUCAUUCUGUCAAUUUUCAUUAUAUAAAAGCGGCUUCAUCGCCGAGGCGGAUCCGACGAGUAACAUCGCCGAGAUCUAGUCGGGGGUAUUUUUAGGGUGCACAAAAUCGUGGAGACAGGAACAUAAAUGUAACAUUCGUGUGCGGGAUAAAACAUGUCAACUAAGCAAGUGACCUGCAGAUAUUUCCUCCAUGGAGUUUGUAGGGAGGGUAGCAGAUGCAUGUUCUCUCAUGAUCUGACCACAAGCAAACCUUCAACUAUCUGCAAAUACUACCAGAGAGGAGUUUGUGCUUAUGGAGACCGGUGCAGAUAUGACCAUAUUAAACCUCCUGGCCGUGGCAGUGGUCCACCAACAGACCACCCUAACAGACCCAGCAGUGUAGAAGCACCAGUGCCAGGACCCGGACCUCCACCAAUUACCACAAAACAUGUAAAAAAACCACUCGUGUUGAGGGACAAAGCUCUGGGCUGUGAUAGCAGAGGUCGGGUGUAUAGUGGUGAAAGCGCAGAGGUUGGGGUGUGCUGGGACUACAGGGACAACAACGCUAGCAGCAAACCUCAUACUUACCUGGAUGCCAUCCGCUCGGGGCUCGAGAGUUCAGCCACAGCCAGCCCUUACCCAGACAUGGGUCAACAGUCUCAGCUGUGUCCUUACAUGGCAGCAGGCCAGUGUCAAUAUGGCGACCGCUGCCCAUAUCUCCAUGGUGAUAUGUGCGAAAUAUGUCGACUACAAGUUUUGCAUCCUCAUGACCCCGAACAAAGGGCAGCACAUGAAAAGAUGUGUAUGAUGGCGUUUGAGAUGGAUAUGGAAAAAGCGUUUGCUGUGCAGCAGAGUCAGGAUAAGGUGUGCAGUAUCUGUAUGGAGGUGGUUUAUGAGAAAGUAUCUCCAUCUGAGCGACGGUUUGGCAUCCUGUCCAGCUGUUGUCACACGUACUGCUUGAGCUGCAUCCGUCAGUGGCGCUGUGUCGAGCAGUUCAAGAACCAGAUCAGAAAGUCUUGUCCUCAGUGUCGUGUGGUAUCUGAGUUUGUCAUACCCAGUAUGUACUGGGUGGAAGACCAGGAAGAGAAGAACAGACUCAUUGAGGAGUUCAAGUCUGGAGUCAGUAAGAAGCCGUGUAAAUACUUUGAUCAAGGCAGAGGCACAUGCCCAUUUGGAGGAAAGUGUUUUUACAUGCAUGCCUACGCUGAUGGGGCGCGAGCAGAGCCCGACAAACCUCGCAAACAACUCAGCGCAGAAGGCAACGUUCGGUUUCUUAACUCUGUGCAUCUGUGGGACUUCAUUAAUGAGCGUGAGCAUCGUGGAGUGCCGGGGUAUGAAGAUGAGGUCAAUGAACUGGGUGAACUCUUCAUGCAGCUCUCAGGGGCUGGAGAUGAGAGCUCCACAUCUGCAUCACAUUGAUCACAUGAUACACUCAUACACCUCGUUCAUGUCUUAGGUACCUGGUCAAAUAUCUGGACAAUAAAAAAAUUAUUAGCAGGCAAGUGUUUCAUAAUUACAUUUGAAAUGAUUUCCUCAGAAGACAUUUUAUCAAGUGGUGAGUUUUUGUGCAAAAACAUAUACUACAUCUGUAUGAGAUACUGUAUAAUGUAUAGGCUGCUUUAUUCUCCUCACCUGCAUUGGGAUGUUGCCAGAUGAAACGAAUUUUUUUUAAUGUAAUGCCUGAAAAGGAAUUUAUCAUAACUGAGAAAUCUCUGGCACAUUUUAAAUGCACUCAAAGUGUAAUAAAGAAAUAUGGUUCAAGAAAAUAAUUGUUUCACUUAGUUCAGAUAACACUAACUUUGUUACUUUUGGGCAUCUUGCAAUAUUCCUGUGGUUAAAAAAAAAAAGAGAAAAUAACUUUUGUAACCAUUCAUUACCAGGGAUUGGCUAUAUCUAUAUUUUUAGGAUCAUUUGGAUAUAGAUACUUCAUUUUGGACUGAUAGAAGACUUUCACUCAUCUGGUUUACUCUUGAAUUUGAUCUGGUAUGGGUCAAUAUAUAUUAUGUUCUAUGAAUUGUAAUGUUGAGUUACACUGGAAAAGGUGUAAUAAAUAGUGUGUGUAUUGACUGAGAAGUGGUCUGUGCUGUCUUUGAAUAUGUAGUGCGUACUGUAACAGAUGAUUGUUUUGUUGCACAUUACUGUGCUAUUGGUUUUUACACAGCCACAUG